Penicillium verhagenii is the source of this 1737-nucleotide messenger RNA. RefSeq names its product UDP-glucose dehydrogenase (gene ugd1). Bases 1 to 1737 code for a protein of 578 amino acids. Gene Ontology annotation, cellular component: nucleus; cytosol. The record is from RefSeq and is a predicted model, not a curated record. The transcript has 4 exons. Gene Ontology annotation, molecular function: UDP-glucose 6-dehydrogenase activity; NAD binding. NCBI's taxonomy places the organism in Eukaryota, Fungi, Ascomycota, Eurotiomycetes, Eurotiales, Aspergillaceae. Gene Ontology annotation, biological process: glycosaminoglycan biosynthetic process; polysaccharide biosynthetic process.
AUGUCAUGCGACGAGAUCCCCAUGGAUAUCCUGUUCUCAGAGAGCGGAGAGUCAUGCUCUACAGCUCCCACCAGUCCCAGCGCAAGUCCUCUGUUUCGCCCUUCAGACGUUGAUGAUCCCAAGUUAGCGCUGCCUGAGUCAACCCCACCUACUGAAGAACACCACCGAGCCCAUCCUGUCAAGAAUGUGUGUGUAGUUGGUGCCGGAUACGUUGGAGGUCCCACGGCCGCCGUCUUGGCCCUGCACAACCCUGACGUGGUAGUGGAAGUAUUGGAUCGUGACCCACAACGUAUCAAACAAUGGAAAUCCCCGCAUUUGCCUGUCCAUGAGCCUGGAUUGGAUAGCCUCGUGAGAGUGGUUCGUGACGGCGUGGAGAGUGACCAGAGUGAGAUCUCUCGACGUCAACGGAACCUGUAUUUCACAUGUGAAUCUGCGCGCGCGAUCGCGAAGGCGGACAUUAUCUUCAUGGCAGUCAAUACACCCACGAAGAUGUUCGGCGUCGGCGCUGGGUCUGCGACUAACAUGGUUGCGUUUGAUGGUGCCUUGAGAGAUGUUGCAGCUCAUGCGAAGUCUGGGGCAAUAAUCGUUGAGAAGAGCACGGUACCCGGGGGCACAGCGGAGCGAGUGCGAAAAAUGCUUGCUGCUCACCGGCCUGGGGCCUCUUUUGAGGUGCUUUCUAACCCAGAGUUUCUCGCCGAAGGCACUGCCAUUAAGAAUCUCACAACACCCGACCGUGUCUUGAUCGGAUCCGCCGCAACUCCCGCCGGACGCCAGGCCGCUCGCACAUUGGCCAAUCUAUACAAAGCCUGGAUUCCUGCAGACCGAAUCUUGGAAACGAAUACGUGGUCCUCGGAGCUCACGAAGCUUGUUGCUAAUGCGAUGUUGGCCCAACGGAUCAGUAGCAUUAACUCCAUCAGUGCCAUAUGCGAGCGCACCGGUGCAGACGUGGAUCAGGUAGCCAAGGGCAUUGGCAUGGAUGCUCGCAUUGGACCUCAAUUCCUCAAGGCGGGACUAGGGUUUGGGGGCUCCUGCUUUCGAAAGGACAUUGCCAGUCUGUCAUAUUUGGCUGCCUCGCUGGGGUUGGAUGACGUGGCCUUGUACUGGCAACAAGUCAAUAUUAUGAAUGAGCGCCAGCGGGACCGAUUUUCGCGGAAGAUAAUUGAGCGAUUUGAAGGGAACUUGGUGGGUCAUAAGCUCGCGAUUCUUGGGUUUGCUUUCAAGAAGAAUACGGGUGAUACUCGCGAGUCGUUGGCCGUGGAAAUUAUUCGAUCGCUGCUAGAAGAGCGACCGGCCGAGAUUACCAUUUUUGACCCCUAUUGUCGCCAAGAAGAUAUCAUGCGGGAGCUAGGGCCAGGAAUCGCGGAGAUGGGGAUCGUAAAAGUCCACAGUGACCCAUAUCUGGCCUGUUCACAAGCCCAUGCCAUCUUGCUGGUCACGGAUUGUGAUCAGUUCCGCUACAGCCCGAUGAAGAAACCCAAUUGGAGCAUCUCAGAUCAAUCGACAUCGACAUCGACAUCGACAUCGACACAGCAUUCGUUUGUCUCUGAUAGCACAGACUACCAGCCCACUCCCACCCGGCACAAUACCAGUGAAGCUAUUGAGUGGCCACGUAUCGCAUACAGCAUGAUUGAGCCCAAAUGGGUGUUUGACGGACGGGGUCUGCUGGACGUGAUGGAGCUGGAGAAAUUGGGACUGCGGGUGGAUCGUGUGGGACGGCGUACAGUGCUCCAUGUUUAA